Molecule: messenger RNA, 1191 nt
Organism: Prunus armeniaca (apricot)
Lineage: Eukaryota; Viridiplantae; Streptophyta; Magnoliopsida; Rosales; Rosaceae
Source: the annotation of a GenBank genome assembly
AUGGUGUCCGGGAACUCAAUAAACCAAGACCGUCUUCAACAGCUAAAGGCCUUUGACGAGUCUAAAGCUGGUGUCAAAGGGAUAGUCGAUGGUGGCAUCACAAAAAUCCCACCAAUUUUCGUCCGGCCACCGGAAGAUUCCGCAGGCGAUGACCCAAGUUCCGGCCAACCAACCCAAACCCAAUUCAGUAUUCCGGUCGUGGACCUUGCUGACACUGCCAGCAGGCAUGAUGACGUAGUUGCCAGAGUCCGGCGGGCUGCGGAGACCGUUGGGUUCUUCCAGGUGGUGAACCAUGGAAUACCCAAGAGAGUGUUGGAGGAGAUGUUGAAGGCCGCGCGUGAUUUCCACGAGCUGCCAAGGGAGGUGAAGGCUGAGUACUAUAGGACGGGGCCGGGCUGGACGGUCAAGUUUGGGAGUAACUUUGAUUUGUAUAAGUCAAGGUUUGCUAAUUGGAGGGACAGUCUGUUUUGUGUUAUGGGUCCUGAUCCUAUUGAUCCUCAAAAAUUGCCUGUGGUUUGCAGAGACAUAACUAUGGAAUACUCCGAACAAGUUGACAAACUAGGUGUCACUUUGUUUGAAUUGCUAUCAGAGGCACUCGGGCUUAAAUCUGAGCACCUUAUAGGCAUGGAUUGUGCAAAAGGGCCUCUUAUUAUUAGCCACUACUAUCCUCCAUGCCCUGAGCCUGAGCUGACAAUGGGAACUAGCCAACACUCAGAUCCUUCUUUUCUCACCAUCCUACUUCAAGACCAUGUUGGUGGGCUCCAGGUUCUGUGUGAAAACCAGUGGAUUGAUGUUCCUCCUGUGGCUGAAGCUCUUGUAGUGAACAUUGGAGAUCUUUUGCAGGCAACCACCCUAAUAUAUUUCUCAGCUUACAAAUGGAUUGUGACAUUCUAUUUUGAAAAUAUAGUUUCUAACGCUUGUGUUUUGGUGCAGCUAAUCUCAAACGACAAGUUCUUAAGCGUCAACCACAGGGUCUUGGCUAAAAACGAAGAACCAAGAAUUUCUGUGGGAUGUUUUUUCAGACAUUUUUCACCGGGGAAGUCGUCGUCAAGACUUUACGAGCCAAUCAAGGAGUUGACAUCAGAAGAAAAUCCCCCAAUUUACCGACAAACCACUUUGAAUGAUUUUCUUGUGUACUACUACAAGAAAGGCCUCAAUGGGGUCUCUGCACUUGACUAUUUCAAGCUCUGA